AUGAAAAUAUUUCUAUUCCUCUAUAUUUUCCAAAAAGUUUUCUGUCAACAAGAAUUUCCAAAUUUCGAGAAAACUCUGGAAAUCUACAGAAACUCUUUGAAAUCCCAAAACAUCCCCGAUCUUUUUCGAAUUCUCCACGAGAACUUCACAAUCACAAAAUGCGAUUCGAAAAAAUCGCAGAUAACUCGUGAUUCUUUGUCGCAAAUGUUCCGGAAAAUUCCUGCGAAUCAUUUUGAGUUUAAUGAAAAUUAUCGAUUGAAUUUGGAGGCCCAGUCUGGAAAUACUAAAAGAUAUCGAUUGAUUUUUGAAAAUCUCACUUCAACAAUUUUCGAUGUUCAAAAUGACAACUUGAUUUUGUCCGAGACUCAUCGAGACUGUAAAUCAAAUUUUGAGCCAAUUAGCACUAGCCUAAUUAAUGAUAAAGUUCUAGCGGCUAAUUAUUCUUUAGCUAGUUAUUUGGAGCUACUUCAGAACCCUGGAAAAAAUCUGGAUCUUUUUCUCCUUCCUAACUUCGAACAUCAUGAUUUAUCUGGAAAGAUUCUGAACAAAUCUGAAUUUCUGGCUGGAAUUCGGAGCUAUGGGAGAAUCGUCACUUGGGAUGGUUCUAAUUUCAAAAUUUCACUAACCUGGGAUUCUGGAGCGCUGAAUUAUGGAUGUUAUGUGGAAUGGAAUUGGAAUGGGAAGAGGAGCUUGUUGAUGUUUGAAAUCGGGUGGGUUGAUGGAGAGUUCAGGCUGCGCAGGGAGAUUCAGAGAAGUUUGCCAGAACAACCGGUUUAUACAGGUGAGAAUUUUUUUAAAGUGAAUCCCAAAAAUCCUCCAAAAUAUUUUCUUUCAGCCCUCAUCGACUACAAAUCCACAAUUGAAAAUCUCGCUUCACGACUCGCACGACAAUUCACCACCGCUUUCGCCUUCAAAAGUCGCAAAAUUCUCGCGAAAACUGUUUCCAGCGAAUUCGAGCUUCACAUUUGCGAAAAAAAUCGCACACUUUUGUCGCCUGAAGAAUUUUUGAGAGUUGCUCAAAAUUCGAAUUUGGGUGAAUUUAAAGGAAAAAUUUAUGAUUUGGUUUAUGACUUGGAGAGAGAAAAAAUCAAUUUUUGGUUUUUGUCUGGAAACAUUGAACUUAUUUUUGUUGAAGGUGAGAUUGAAAAUCUAGAUGUUUUAUCUGAAAAUUCUGAAAUUUUUUCAGCAAAAUCAAUCAAUAAUUUGUAUUUGCUAACUGCUGCGAAUAUCACAAAAUGCCUGAAUUCUCAAGAAGAUUCAAAAAUUGCUCAAAAAAUCGAGAAAAACCUGCAGAAACUUCUCGAUUCCUAUGUUCGUGCGAUUAAUUCGUGCGACUUUUCGCAACUUCCCGCGACGUUUUCGCACAAUUCCUAUCCGGAAUUGAUGCCUGAUUUGGUUUUGGAAUCGUUUGAAAUCAUACCAGAAGGAGAAAAAGAGGAAAUGGUGAAAAUUCUGGCGAAAAUUGAGGGCCAGAACAAAGUUCUCGAGUUUCGCGCCGAAUUUGCGGGUGGAAAAUGGAAGUUGGUUGAGGAAUUGAGGGAUGAAAAUUGGAAAUUUGAAUGA
This is a messenger RNA of Caenorhabditis angaria, 1563 nucleotides long. NCBI's taxonomy places the organism in Eukaryota, Metazoa, Nematoda, Chromadorea, Rhabditida, Rhabditidae. The record is from the annotation of a GenBank genome assembly.